Messenger RNA from Tupaia belangeri chinensis (Chinese tree shrew), 2891 nucleotides. It is a transcript of the gene ZNF550, whose product is annotated as zinc finger protein 550. Gene Ontology annotation, biological process: regulation of DNA-templated transcription. Lineage: Eukaryota; Metazoa; Chordata; Mammalia; Scandentia; Tupaiidae. Bases 851 to 2185 code for a protein of 444 amino acids. The record is from RefSeq and is a predicted model, not a curated record. The transcript is spliced from 3 exons.
UCUUUCCCAUUUUUGCAACCUUGGUCUUGCUGUUGUCUGGAACGCCGUCCCUAGGCCUCUGCAAGGCUGCCCUCCACUCCCUGUGCAUCAGUGUCACUUCCUAGGGUAGUCUUCCUGGCUGUUCUACUUAGGAACAGUACUUCUCACGUCCACCUGCACACCUUCCGGCAACUUUGUGAGGUCGUUUACCAGACAUUCAAAUCCUGCCUCUCCUAAAAUGUGAGACUGUGGGUGGCUUCUAAAACUGCCUGAAAUGGAAGUAAUAAUGGUAUUUACCUCUGGGCUGUGGGAAGAUUAAUAAAAAUUACAAAAUGCUUCAGGUGCUUAUUUAUGCCAGUCAUUCCAUUGUUUGCCUUUUGAAUAUUUUUUUUAUUCUCAGAACUACCUGGUUAAAGAGGAAUGAUUAUGGUACUGAUUUGGAAGUUGAGGCUUAGGAAAAAAAAAACAAUACGCUCAUCAUGGUCACAUAGCUGAGGAGUGUUAGAUUCAAGAGGCCUGAUUCAAACUUCAGGGGUCUCACGGCAGAGCUGGACACCUGUAUUUGCUUUGCCACAGUGCAAUGCCCUUCUGCUUAGGCAGGUACACAAUACCUGAGGACUAGUGGGUUCAACUGCUGCUGCUGCUAUUUUGGGUGGACCUAUUAUUAUGGUCACUUCUCCCUGGUCAUCUGAUGUCCCUGAGCAUAUGCUGUCUCCUGCCUUCCACAGUCCUCAGGGGAUUGCCAGUGUCUGUGUCAUCUUAAUGGCGUUGGGAGUCUUUUCUCAGCCCAGUUGUAUUAUGUCCAAGGGCAUUAUCUGCCUCCUCCUUGGGCCCAGCACAAAACUGGACCUUCAGAAGGUCUCAGUGAUUCAUGCCUGGGUCAAUCUGUACCUUCACUAAUGACCAAGUGACUCUCAUCCCAUUCUACAGCACAAGGCCCAUAGCACUCUUCUGUUUGAUUUUCCAGGCAUUGGUGACUUUCAGAGAUGUGGCUGUGACCUUCACUAAGGAGGAGUGGAGACAGCUGGACCUGGCUCAGAGGACCCUGUACCAGGAGGUGAUGCUGGAGACCUGUGGGCUUCUGGUCUCACUAGGCCAUUGGGUUCCCAAACCAGAGUUGAUCCACCUGCUGGAGCAUGGACAGGAACUAUGGAUGGUGAAGGGAGGCCUCUCACAUGGCACCUGUGCAGGUGAGAGAGCACAACUUCAGCCCAGAGAGCCAACUACUUGUCUAUUGGUCUUGUCUGAGGGAUCUUUACUCCAGGAAAGCCUGACUCAGAGAUCUUCAUGGGGCUCCCAAUUGGGGAAAUCUAGAGAGCAGAAAGGGCUUUUGGAAAUGCAGAAAUGCCAAAUGAGACCUGAGACAGACCCUCAUGAGAAGCCCCAUCCUGAGAAAAUGAGCCUUGAAGAUAAUGGUUUCAGGACAGAUGAUAAUUUGUGCUCCAGAGUGCUCCAGGAGCGAGGCUCUCCAGGAAGUGUUCUCCAUGAACAGGGCUCACAGCAACCAGGGAAGGACAACCUGAUUCGUUCUGGGACCAACCCUUACAAAUGCAAGCAGUGUGGCAAAAGUUUCAGCAGGAGGUGGUAUCUUGUUCGACAUCAGCGGGUUCACACUGGCAUGAAACCCUAUGAAUGCAAUGCCUGUGGAAAAGCCUUUAGCCAGAGCUCCACCCUCAUCCGGCACUACCUCAUUCACACUGGGGAGAAGCCGUACAAGUGUGUCGAGUGUGGGAAGGCCUUCAAACGCAGGUCCUACCUCAUGCAGCACCAUCCAAUUCACACUGGAGAGAAACCUUAUGAGUGCACUCAGUGUCGAAAGGCUUUCACCCACCGCUCUACUUUUAUUCGCCACAAUAGGACUCACACUGGAGAAAAACCCUUCGAGUGCAAAGAAUGUGAGAAAGCCUUUAGCAAUAGAGCACACCUCAUUCAGCACUACAUCAUCCAUACUGGAGAGAAGCCUUAUGAUUGUAUGGAGUGUGGAAAGGCCUUCAGAUGCAGCUCAGAACUCGUGCAGCACCAGCGGAUUCAUACUGGAGAGAAGCCCUAUGAAUGCACCCAGUGUGGGAAAGCCUUUCACCGGAGCACGUACCUCAUUCAGCACUCUGUCAUCCACACUGGGGAGAUGCCAUAUAAGUGCACUGAGUGUGGAAAAGCCUUCAAACGUAGGUCACACCUCCUGCAGCACCAGCGGAUCCAUACUUGAGAGGAAUCCUGUCACUGCAAUUAAUAAGAGAAAGGCCUUUGCUAUCUGGUCUUCUUUUGUCUUUUGUAAUGGGACCCAGUUUUGAUUAAAAAAAAAAAAAAAACACUUUGAGUGCAAAGAAUGUUGGAAUGCCUUAACACAUGAGCAAUCACAUUGGAGAGAAUCCCUGUGAAUGCAGUGCAUAUGAGGAAGUCUCCAGCUACUGCUCACUUGCCACUCAUCAGAGAAGGUUUCACACCUGAGCAAAAUAUGAAAAGGUAUUUCACCAGUGGAUCUAUUUCCAUCAACAUCAGAGAACUCAAGAUAGGGAAACACUUUUGGAAUGUAACUACCAAUGACAGCCUUUAGCAAAAAGAAAAGUCUUGCCAUUUAGAAUUCAUACUGAAGAGUUAUCACAAAAUUGUCAUUACUGUGAAAAAAAUUUCUGUGAUCAGAUCAUCACUUGUCACAUAAAGAGUCAUGUGAAAUUUGACCCACCUUGGGAUUUAUAAAGUUAUAGAUACCUUCAGUCACAGGUCUCUUUAAUUUACACUGGAAAGUCAUCUUAACAUUAUUAAAAAGAACAAACAUAAAGUAAAAAGAAGGUGAAGAACAUAGUCCAUAAGAGAGAAGAACAAAUGUUGUUACGAACUAAGGCUUUUCUGCCAAGCCUGUUAGUUUUUCAACAGUUUUUUUAUUUUUAUUUAUUUUUUUUAUAAAUUUUUUA